Molecule: messenger RNA, 636 nt
Organism: Colletotrichum siamense
Lineage: Eukaryota; Fungi; Ascomycota; Sordariomycetes; Glomerellales; Glomerellaceae
Gene: CUTI-3
Product: Cutinase
Exons: 3
Coding region: 1-636 (211 amino acids)
Biological process (GO): carbohydrate catabolic process
Cellular component (GO): extracellular region
Molecular function (GO): cutinase activity
Source: RefSeq, a predicted model, not a curated record
AUGAAGCUCUUUCUGUUCAGUUGCUUCUUUGCCCUUGCGGCAUCCAUACCACAUAGCGUUCCCCCGAAGCCUCGCUUCGAUGUUGGAGGCAUGAUUACCAUGAUUGAAGACUUCUUUCCAGCUAAUCAGACGCUUUCGUUCAACACAACUGGUAUGGACCAAGCGUGGGCCCAGAUUGCGAGCAACUUCAGUCUCUCUGUGGAAGAAAACAGCCUACAGAAGGACCGCUGCGCCGACAUCAUGGUAGUAUUCGCCCGCGGCACGUACGAAAUCGGCAACGUCGGCGUUCUCGUGGGGGCACCUUUCCUGCAGGUGCUCCGAGAGCUAGCUGCCCCAGGCCUCACCAUCGAGAUGCAGGGCGUCGAAUACGCCGCGAACAUGACGGGCUAUCAACUUGGAGGGGAUCCAGAAGGGUCUCAGAAAAUGGCGGACACAAUCUUGACGGUCCAAAACAAAUGUCCAAGAGCGAAGGUGGUCGUAUCUGGAUACUCACAAGGAGCUCAGCUCGUACACAACGCUAUGAAAAAACUGAAGAAUACAACUCUCGAGGGAAUUGAUGCUGUGGUUACUUUUGGCGAUCCCCUGUAUCCUCGGAUCCCCGAAGGUGUUCCCGGCUGGAAGAUGCUCUCUGUUUAG